UCUGUACCUGGGGGAGCCUAGGACUGGGCUGGGGGUGAGGGAUGCUAGACUCUGAAGGCCUAGAUGGGAAGAGGGGAUCUGGGCCUGGGGAGGCAAUCCAGGGCCUCAACCUGAGCCUGGAGUUGGGAGGAGAGGGGCUCAGGCUGGGGCCAGAGCCCGGGAGGGGGUGCCUGGGUCGAAGAGGGGGAGCAUGGGCCUGCGCAGUGCCCCUUCCCUCCUCUCCCCCUCCCCGCAGGCGGCCUGCACUACCAGCUGACGGAGGGGGAUGUGAUCUGCGUCUUCUCACAGUAAGUGCUGCAGCCCCAUGCCCACCACGCCUCUGCCGCUGCCUCAGCUGCUCAAGUGUCUGUUGCAGAUAUGGGGAGGUCGUCAACAUUAACCUGGUGCGGGACAAGAAGACUGGGAAGUCCAAAGGCUUUUGUUUUCUGUGCUAUGAGGACCAGAGGAGCACCAUUCUCGCUGUUGACAACUUCAAUGGCAUCAAGAUCAAAGGAAGGACGAUCCGCGUGGAUCAUGUGGCCAACUAUCGGCCCCCCAAAGAUUCUGAUGACUUAGAUGACGUCACGAAAGCCCUGCAUGCAAAAGGCUGCGGAGUUAAAACACCACCUCAUACAUCAUCUGAUUCCCCAUCAGAAGAGGAUGAUGAUGUACCUGUAAAAAAGAAAAAAGACAAGGAGAAAAGCAAAUCGGAGCGGCAAAAGCACAGCUCGCAGGCUGUGAAGAGGAUGGUGUCUGCCGAGGAGGUGCGCCCCAGAAUCAAGAUUAAGAAGGAGAAGGAGGACCCUGGCUACGAGUGCUACACCAGCGAGAGCCAGCAGUCCUGGAAGGGCUCUGAGGGGAAGCCUGUGAGCAGGACUCAGAGAGAUGAGGAAGAGCGGAGGCACCAAAGGCCUUCAGAGAGAAGAGGGGGAAAGAGCUGCCAGGACCAGAGGGGCCAAAGCGGUUUGUGGGAUGAGAGGGAGAAGAGGGAAGAGGCUGGCAGGAAGAGUGACGGGUACAGCAGCUGGCGAGACGAGUGUCCCGAGGGAGGUAGAUCGCGGGAGCGUGGUGCCAGGGAGUCCCAUUCCAGGCAGAAAGAGCGGGGCUCUGUGAGAGGUUCCAGCCGCUGCUGAGCCCUGGGGACAGGCACUGACCCUGCUGGGAGCCACCCUCUCGGUGGCAGAGCAGGACCGUUCCAACAGCUUCACCUUCUGUCCUGGGACCAGGCUGCUGACUGGGACACAAACUUUGUUGCCUCCUGCAGCCCAUCUUGCAGGGACUGCUGUGCUGCAGCACAUGGAUAAUUGCUGGGAGCAGCAGGAUGCUCUCUGUCCCAAAAUGGUUCUGCCUGUCUAUCCUGGGGACUGCGCCCCUCGUUUGAGAAUAGUGGGCAUCACAUUGGCCUCGGGCUCCAGAUCCAAAGCUGGUGUGUGCUUAGUGCAUCUAGCUUCUGCAGUGGAUCCCGAGAUGCUGUUUUGUCAGGGAGAUUCACUGCAGUGUCAUUUGUUUUCAAUAGAACUUAAAGGGAAGGCAGGCCUAGGCGCAGCAUUUCUGCCAGGAAUUUUUAAGCUGCAUGAAACCCCAGGUGAUAGCCCUGGAGUCGGGGGGUGCAGAGCAACAGAGGGAGGGGUAGAGGUUUGAAAUAACAGAAAUAUGUUUGGGCAAAAAUAGUUGCAGUUUUUGUCACUGUUAACUUUUAAUUAACCAUUUUAAAGCGCAAAAUUCACUCUCCUUAUUUAUGCCAAGGGUUUUGGUUCCUCCGUUUGUACUUUUUUAUAUGACACUGUCAAAUUAAAGA
Messenger RNA from Cuculus canorus (common cuckoo), 1777 nucleotides. RefSeq names its product RNA binding motif protein X-linked 2 (gene RBMX2). The transcript is spliced from 3 exons. Gene Ontology annotation, molecular function: RNA binding. Bases 42 to 1112 code for a protein of 356 amino acids. Lineage: Eukaryota; Metazoa; Chordata; Aves; Cuculiformes; Cuculidae. Gene Ontology annotation, cellular component: U2 snRNP; precatalytic spliceosome; catalytic step 2 spliceosome. Gene Ontology annotation, biological process: mRNA splicing, via spliceosome. The record is from RefSeq and is a predicted model, not a curated record.